AUGUCAUUACGUAAAUCAAAACAAUCUACUAAUGAAGACUGGGGCUGGUUACGCGAUACGGAUUCAACCUUAUCUGAUGAUAUAUCAAUCAAUGGAAUCGGUGUAUUGGCUAUACAUUUACAUAAAUUAAUUAUUAAUAAAUCAUUUUAUUUUAAUUCUCAAGAAAUAUCUAUCGAUACAUUUCGUAUAUGUAUUAAUGCUUAUGCAUUAAGUCGAUAUUCAAAAACUAUACGUAUAUAUUCAACUGAGAAUUUUGCACGAUUUGAUCAAACAAUGCAAUUUAUAAUUCGUAUCUAUGAUAAACGUCAUGAUAAACGACAUAUUAUUCAUGUUAUUCUCUAUGGUUAUCUAGAUAAAGAAAAACGAUAUGUUUUAAUUGCUGAUCAAGUCAUUGAUAGUAUUAAACUUAUCUCAGCUCGACAUAUCAGUGAAGCUGUUGUAUUUGAAAGUUCUAUUGAUAUUUGUGGAAAAGCAACAUUAUUAAUCGAACUAAUUUUUGUAUAUGGUAGACAUGGAUAUAAUUUUAGUUCACAAUUGAUUUUUCAAAAUGAUAUUCACCAUCAGAAUCCUAUUAAAAAUCAAACAUUAUUCGAACGUAUUCUUCCAACUGAUAGAAAAAGUUUAUAUGAUCCUCCUGAAAUUGAUUUACCAAUAUUAUUAAAACUAACAUUUGAUGAAUUAGAACAGUAUACAACUGAUAAUAAACAACUGUAUCAUACAAGAGAUCAAAUACAAAAUAGUAGAGUUGUCAAAGCUUUGUCAACAAGUUCAAAAUAUUCAUCUAUGACAGCCAUAAUGGAAAUGUAUCCAUUAAGAAAACAACGUUUGGAAACACUUUUUAAUUUUCUAACUGAAGGUCCUUAUUCACCUGAACAAAAUAUUAUUGAACCAACUGCUGCACGUCUAAUUCCAUCGAGUAUAACCUAUUGGAAACGAGGUUUAUCCGGUGUACCUCUACAUGGUAAUGCUUUAGAUAUGAAUGAAUAUCAUCAUAUUGAGUCAAUGUCACAUCUUCAAAAUACUUCACCUAUCCUACGUCAACUCAUUGAACGAGAAGAAAAGUAUGCAUCAUCGAUUGAUAAUAUAAUUAAAUUAAACAAGUUAAAGGAACUUGUUCGUCGAGUACUUAUUCAUUUUUCUGAUUUUAUCCAUCAUCAAUAA
Molecule: messenger RNA, 1161 nt
Organism: Adineta steineri
Lineage: Eukaryota; Metazoa; Rotifera; Eurotatoria; Adinetida; Adinetidae
Source: the annotation of a GenBank genome assembly